GUAUUUUGGAGCGGGAGAGAGGAAGAAAUGCUAGCUUAGGGUCGGAGGGGGUACUAUUACUAGAGAUAAGAAUUCAUCAAUCCAGCUGGGAGUAGCUAGCUAGCUUUGCUACUGCUGUGUUUAAUAAACAGUGAAUGACCUAAUAACCUUGGCCAUGCUGAAGCUGGAGCCGGAGUUGCCCGGCCUGCCUCAGCGCUGCGAGUCGUGCAGGUCGGCGCCGUGCGGGUUCUACUGCCGCGCCGAUUCGGCGGCUCUGUGUGCCGCGUGCGACGCUGAAGUGCACUCCGCCAACCCGCUGGCCCGCCGCCACUGUCGCGUGCCAAUGGCCGCCGUGGCCACCCCCCGCGCCGGGGGUGCCUUCGUCGUCCGCCCUGCAGGGGGCGUCUCCUGGCCCAUCCGCGAGCGCAGGAGGUGUGACUAUGACGACGCCGACACCGGCGAGGAGGAGGAGGCAACGCUGUGGCUUCUGCUCGACCCGCACAAGGGCUCGGAUCAGGGGCUGCCGCCGUUCGGCGACGCGCUGGUGGCGGACUUCCUCAACCUCGGCGGCGGUGCGGGGGAGAACGAGGACGCGUCGAGCAAAGAGUGCAGCAGCGGCAGCCACGACCACCACGAGUUCGCCGUGCCCGUGGCGCAGCUGCCGGAGCGCCAGGGCUUCGCCGCGGUGCGUAUGGACAUUCCGGACUACGACGCCCCCAACCCCAGGCGCGGGUACUGCUUUGGCGCAACGCUCGGCCACAGCGUUUCGAUGUCAUCGCUGGAGAACAUGACCAGGGUCCCAGACUGCGGCGUGCCAGACACCACCAGCUCAUCCUUCCUCAAGCCAUCCAAGAGCACCAUCGACCUCUUCACAGCAGCUGGUGGCUCCUCUGCGGCGGCGCACAGCAACAUUAUGUCGCCGACGAGGACGCAGUUCGCGGGCGCCAUUGACCGGGAGGCCAGGGUGCACCGGUACAGGGAGAAGAGGAAGACGAGGAGGUUCGAGAAGACCAUCAGGUACGCGUCGCGGAAGGCGUACGCCGAGGCACGGCCGAGGAUCAAGGGGCGCUUCGCCAAGCGCACCGACGCCGACCUCGAGGUCGACCAGUACUUCUCCGCCGCCGCGCUGGCCGACUCCAGCUGCGGCGUCGUGCCCACGUUCUAGCGAGCGAGCAGCUUGGCCGUGCUUCAAGGCAGUAAAUUAAGAAAGAAAGAACUUAUAUAUUAAUGACUCAGGGAUGGAUACUACUCGUAUUAUCCUACUAUGUAGAGUAGUUGUUAAGAUGAAUAGACAUCGUUUGGUUGCUUAAAUUUACAUAAUUCGCCGAAUUGCCUGUAAAUUUGUGGGAUUUAUGAGCUGUAGAUAUAAUAUAGAUGACAGGAAGAUCCUCCAUGUAAAUUAAUUUAUGCUGGAGUAAAAUUUUAUC
This is a messenger RNA of Oryza brachyantha (malo sina), 1406 nucleotides long. Its product is annotated as zinc finger protein CO3-like. Gene Ontology annotation, molecular function: protein binding; zinc ion binding. Gene Ontology annotation, biological process: regulation of flower development. The record is from RefSeq and is a predicted model, not a curated record. NCBI's taxonomy places the organism in Eukaryota, Viridiplantae, Streptophyta, Magnoliopsida, Poales, Poaceae. Gene Ontology annotation, cellular component: nucleus. Bases 155 to 1144 code for a protein of 329 amino acids. The transcript is spliced from 2 exons.